Mycetomoellerius zeteki is the source of this 663-nucleotide messenger RNA. RefSeq lists its product as uncharacterized. The record is from RefSeq and is a predicted model, not a curated record. Bases 1 to 663 code for a protein of 220 amino acids. NCBI's taxonomy places the organism in Eukaryota, Metazoa, Arthropoda, Insecta, Hymenoptera, Formicidae. The transcript has a single exon. Gene Ontology annotation, molecular function: nucleic acid binding.
AUGGCCGAGUCGUUCAGGAAGACGUCGGAAUAUAACCGAAGAACGGCGGUUAUUAAAGGUGUCCGCGCCGAAAGGACGCCAAGCGAAAUUGUUAAGUUCUUCGGAUACCCCAGGUCAACGGUGUAUGAUAUUGUUCAGAGAUACGCAGCCUCGGAGGAGUCCGAGGAGGGUUCUUGUACUCCGGCGAGAAAAAUACAUGUAAGGGAGAAGGCGAUACUGACUCCGGAACUCGUUAAAAGAGCACAAGACCUCAUUUCGAAGGACUCAAGAGUUUCACUCGCAAAAUUAGCGGCCAUCUUGGGGAUGAGCGACACCACUGUUCGUCGGAUUGUCCAAGAGGACCUCAGAUACAAGUCCUACGUCCUCAAGGUCCGACAGAUGCUCUCCGAGGCCGCCAAGGCCAAGAGACUUGCCCGCUGCAAUUUGCUCGUGAAGGAUUUCUGGCCUCCGAAUAGUCCCGAUCUGAAUCCUCUCGACUACUACGUGUGGGGCGUAGUCGAGAGGGUUAUUAACAAAGCCAGACACCCCAAUGUAGCCUCCCUCCAAGCCGCUAUUGAAGCGGCAUUCAUGAAAAUGGAUCGUGCGCAAUUGCAGAGGGCAUGCUCGCGCUUUCGGAACAGGAUUGAAGCGGUGAUCGAGGCGCAGGGCGGAUACAUUGAGUAA